Cajanus cajan (pigeon pea) is the source of this 2174-nucleotide messenger RNA. RefSeq lists its product as uncharacterized. NCBI's taxonomy places the organism in Eukaryota, Viridiplantae, Streptophyta, Magnoliopsida, Fabales, Fabaceae. Gene Ontology annotation, biological process: carbohydrate metabolic process. Gene Ontology annotation, molecular function: catalytic activity; carbohydrate binding. The record is from RefSeq and is a predicted model, not a curated record.
CAUUACUUGCAUGGCAGUAUAAAUCAAGUCUCUUGCAAAAAUAUAUUGUAUUACAAAAUAUCACAACCAGCGAAGAUCCUUCACAUGGCCUCACAAGGAGUGCAAUUGCGCAUCGAAGACACUCAAGUAGUUAUGGACAAUGGCACAGUGCAAGUGUAUUUAUCGAAUCCAGGUGGAUUUGUUACUAGAAUACAAUAUAAUGGCACUGAUAAUCUGCUUGAAGUUCUAAGCGAAAGUGAUGAUAUAGGGUAUUGGGACGUUGUUUGGAGUGAAGCCGGAAGUACAGGAACAACUGGGACAUUUGAAAAGAUUGUGGGAACGAGUUUCAGUGUUAUAACGGAAAAUGAAGAACAAGUUGAAAUCUGUUUCACAAGUAAGUGGGAUCCAUCUCUGAAAGGAAAGCGAGCACCUCUAAAUAUUGACAAAAGGUAUGUGAUGCUUCGUAAUUCCUCGGGAUUCUAUUCCUACGCCAUCUUUGAACAUCUACAGGAGUGGCCUGCUUUCAACAUACCUCAAAUAAGGAUCGUUUACAAGCUUCGUAAAGACAAGUUUCAUUUCAUGACGGUGUCGGAUAACAGACAAAGAUUUAUGCCUCUCCCAGAAGAUAGAUCGCCCGAAAGAGGAAAAGCACUAGUUCCCCCGGAAGCAGUAUUGCUUGUGGAUCCUGUGGAGCCAGAGUUCAAGGGAGAGGUGGAUGACAAGUACCAAUACUCGAAUGAGAACAAAGAUCUUAAGGUUCAUGGGUGGAUAAGUUCCCAAUCCGAAGCAGAUCCAGCCAUGGGGUUUUGGGUAAUCAUACCCAGCAAUGAGUUCCGAUCAGGUGGCCCAGUUAAACAAAACCUUACUUCCCACGUUGGCCCAUAUUGCCUCGCAAUGUUUCUUAGUGCUCAUUACGCAGGAGAGGAUAUAGUUUUGAAACUCCAGCCUAAUGAACCGUGGAAGAAAGUUUUUGGGCCAAUUUUCGUUUAUCUCAACACUUUGUUAGAUGCUGAUGACCCACUGGAGCUCUGGGAGGACGCCAACCAUCAGAUGGAGGAGGAGGUUCAAAGUUGGCCCUAUGAUUUUCCAGCUUCAGAAGAUUUUCAAAAGACUAGCCAACGGGGCAGUGUUUGUGGCAUAUUACUAGUUCGAGACAGGUGUCUAAGUGAUGAGUACAUAAUAGCACGAGACGCAUAUGUGGGAGUGGCACCACCAGGAGAAGCUGGAUCGUGGCAAAGAGAAUGCAAGGGAUACCAGUUUUGGAGUAGAACAAACGAAGAAGGGUACUUCUCAAUCAACAAUAUACGCAGUGGAGAUUACAAUCUCUAUGCAUGGGUUCCAGGUUUCAUUGGAGACUAUUGGAACAAUGCUGUCCUCACCAUAACCCCAGGUUGUGAAAUAGAUGCUGGUGACAUUAUUUAUGAGCCUCCAAGAGAUGGUCCAACAUUAUGGGAGAUAGGGAUUCCUGAUCGCUCUGCUAAUGGAUUCUAUGUUCCUGAUCCUAAUCCCAACUUCAUAAACAAGCUUUUUGUCAACCACCCAGACAAGUUUAGGCAGUAUGGCUUGUGGGAAAGAUAUGCAGAAUUAUACCCAAAUGAGGAUUUAAUUUAUACAGUGGGUGCCAGUGACUACACAAAAGAUUGGUUCUUUGCACAAGUCACAAGGAAGCAAGAAGAUGGCAGUUACCGAGGAACUACAUGGCAAAUUAAGUUCAACCUGGAUGAUGUGGAGGCAAGUAAAAUCUACAAAUUAAGGUUGUCACUUGCAAGUGCAAAUGUAUCCGAGUUACAGGUUAGAGUGAAUGAUUCAAAACAAGAUCCUGCAUUGUUUACGACAGGAGUGAUUGGGAAGGAUAAUGCCAUAGCUAGACAUGGAAUUCAUGGACUCUACUGGCUAUUCAGCAUUGACGUGCCUGGUCUUCUGCUAGAGAAUGGUGUUAAUACUAUAUUUCUAACACAGACUAUGGCUACUGGCCCCUUGGCCCUCUUCCAAGGGAUAAUGUACGAUUAUAUUCGUCUAGAAGAUACUAAAUUAUAAACUACGUAUGUCUUUAAUGUAUGAUUGUAUCCAAAUAUCUUAAAAAGUACUAGAAAUACUAACCAGGGCUCACUGGUUAAGGAAUUAAAAUUGUUUUUUAUCAUUAAAAACUGUAAUUACGUAUAAAUUAAAUUCUACAUUUAUUUAUAUUUAUAAGA